Messenger RNA from Eucalyptus grandis, 402 nucleotides. Its product is annotated as PE-PGRS family protein PE_PGRS26-like. The transcript is spliced from 2 exons. NCBI's taxonomy places the organism in Eukaryota, Viridiplantae, Streptophyta, Magnoliopsida, Myrtales, Myrtaceae. The coding region runs from base 1 to 402 and encodes 133 amino acids. The record is from RefSeq and is a predicted model, not a curated record.
AUGCUAAAACCGACUACCCGAGAAAGUGCUCAGGCUCUUGCAGAUGAAGGAGAUGGAGGAGAAGAAUUGCUCGAUUUAGUCCUCGGGAUCCCAGGAAUCUUGGGGAUGAAAGGAUAUGGAGGCCAAGUCAUAUGCGGGGGAGUGUUGGAAAUGCGGGCAAUCGCUGGCGGAAUAGGUGCCGGUAAAGCGGAACUUGGCGGGUUUGGUGAUGAUGGUGGCAAUUUUGGGUCUGGCUGGGGAGAAGUAGGUGGUGUUGAUGAUCUAGGAGCUGGUGGACUAGGAGGAGAUUUCAUGGACUCUGAUGGUGGUGGUGUUGGUGAUUGUUUAGGCGUUGGUGGGUCGAAGCUAGGCGAGCGAGGUGGUGAUUUAGGAGAUGGUGAAUGGGAUCCGCGCGGAGCUUGA